This is a messenger RNA of Prunus armeniaca (apricot), 2844 nucleotides long. The record is from the annotation of a GenBank genome assembly. NCBI's taxonomy places the organism in Eukaryota, Viridiplantae, Streptophyta, Magnoliopsida, Rosales, Rosaceae.
AUGAACAUUGGUACAAAGGCCAAUGUAACUGAAGCAAGGGCUUAUCUAACCAACGAGAGGAAGUACAAAGGGAAGCAUCCAAACUUGAAGUGCCAACACUGUAACUACCCUGGUCAUGUUAAGGAGACAUGUUGGAUCUUGCACCCAGAAUUAAAACCUGAUUUCAUGAAAGAAAACAAGGGCUCACAGAGGCUGAAUCGUACUACACAUAGAGCCAACCAUGCAUCUGUCUCCAUCUUCAAUGGAUCUGAUACACUCAAGAACUUCACAGCAAAUCCAACUGCACUUAUAAAUGAGUUUGCAUCGUAUCUUCAAAGCAAAAAUGGAGGGGCUGGAAGUAACCAUACAACCAGUAUUGAAGAUGGAAACUCGUCAGCGUUGCUUGGCAAGUUUGCUGGUUUUCUGGCAGACACUGAACACAUACCUCAACAAGACAUGCAAGGUAUCAUGAAUGCUUUCAAAACUGCUCUUAAUGAUUGUGUCACCAAGAAGACGAUUGGUGAAGGGUUUUAUCUAGAUGGCCUCUAUUACAUAUCAAAGAGCAAUCCCAGAGUUUUUCAAACCAAGUCCACCUCGCUUCAAGAUAGCCAAUUGUGGCAUCAACGUUUGGCUCAUCCUUCGCAACCUAUUUUGUCAACCUUGUUUCCAAACCUAGGGAAGGAUUCCAUUUCAUGUGAAACCUGCCAUAUGUCUAAGGCCACUAGACUACCUUUUAGCUCGUCUUUAUCCAGGGCUAGUAAGAUGUUUGAACUUGUUCAUUCGGAUGUAUGGGGGCCAACGAGUGAAUCUUUUGAUGGUUUUAAGUAUUUUGUAAUUUUUGUGGAUGAUUUCUCUAGAGCCACAUGGUUGUACCUUUUAAAGUCUAAAAAUGAAGUAAUGGAAGUGUUUAAGGAUUUUCAUAAUCUUGUUACAAACCUUCUCAUUAAUAGACUACCUAGCCGAGUCUUGGGUUAUAAAUCUCCCAUAGAGGUCAUGAAAGGAAGAAAAGUUGAUAUUUCACAUCGUAGAGUCUUUGGUUGUAUUUGUUUUGUUCAUGUCCAACCUCAUCAUCGAGAUAAAUUGGACCCUAGAGCAAUUAAAUGCAUUUUUCUUGGUUAUUCAUCAACACAAAAGGGAUAUAAGUGCUAUAAUCCCCAACUGAGAAAAAUGAUUGUGUCUAAAGAUGUUCGAUUCCAAGAAACUAAUCCUUUUUACAGCAAGUUACUUGAAACCACAAGUCAAGGGGAGUGUGUCUUGGAUUUGUUUCCUCUACCAAAAAUUGAGCUCAACAUUCCUUAUGCUUCAACAAAUAAAAGUCUCAGUCCUGUCAACAAUGAUGUACCAUUCACUGAGAGUAACAAUGAAGCCACUCAGUCUGAUGAGACACUGCAUGAGGAUGGUGACAACCAAGGUGAACUUCAAGAUGUAUCUCAAGAUUUGAAUGAGUGUGAGACAACACUUGCAGCACCACGACGCAAUCCUAUGCGUGAUAGACAAACCCCCACAAGGUUUCAAGAUUUUGUCACCUACAAACCCAAGCAUCCAAUCUCCCAUUGUGUAUCGUACCAAAAGGUGACUCCCUCACAUGCUGCAUUUCUAAACAAUAUUUCAAGUUACAGUGAGCCUCAAAAUUUUCAUGAGGCUAACAACAAUGAUGUGUGGAAAGAGGCAAUGCAAGAAGAACUUAAAGCUCUAGACCAGCACCAAACCUGGAGCAUCACCAAACUUCCAAAAGGAAAAAGGGCAGUGGGUUGUAAGUGGAUCUAUAAGAUCAAAUUUAAUUCAUAUGGUUCCAUUGAGAGGCAUAAAGCAAGGCUGGUGGCUCGGGGAUUCACUCAAACAUUCGAGGUGGAUUACAAAGAAACGUUUGCACCUGUUGCGAAAAUGAACUCAAUUAGGGUUCUAUUGUCUGUUGCGGUCAACAAGGGAUGGUCCAUGUAUCAGAUGGAUGUGAAUAAUUCUUUCUUGCACGGUGAUCUCGAAGAAGAAGUCUACAUGAAAUUGCCACCAGGACAUCCUCAAAACAAUGAACCUGAUUUAGUGUGCAAAUUGCACAAAUCAAUUAAUGGACUGAAACAAUCUCCUCGAGCUUGGUAUGCCAAGCUAAGUGAUAAUGCUGAAGAGAUCUCCAAGCUCAAACAAUCACUUCAACAAAGAAAGUAUGUUCUAGAUAUGCUCAAGGAAGCUAACAUGAGCAAUGCUAAACUAGCAAUAACUCCUCUUGAUAGCAAGCUUAAACUCAACUUGGAGGGCACGCCACUCACGAAUAUAAGCUAUUAUCAGAGACUUGUUGUCGAACAUUUGAACCUUGUUAAAAGGAUCCUACGGUACUUAAAAGGGUCUGUGGGUUGUGGCAUCAUCAUGAAGAAGAAUGAGAACACCCAAAUCAUGGGAUAUUGCGAUGCUGAUUGGGCAGGAAACGCAAUCGAUCGCAAGUCCACAAUUGGUUACUGUACUUUCGUAGGUGGGAACUUGGUCACAUGGAAGAGUAAAAAGCAAACUGUCAUCGCAAGAUCAAGUGCCGAAGCGGAAUACCGUGCAAUGGCCUCAACUGCGUGUGAACUGAUAUGGCUAAAGGGUCUUCUGUGUGAUUUAGGUGUGUUUACAACUCACCCUAUGUCCUUAUUCUGUGAUAACCAGGCAGCAAUGCACAUAGCAUCAAACCCAGUGUUUCAUGAGAGAACGAAACACAUUGAAAUUGACUGUCAUUAUGUUCGGGAACAAGUACAGUCGCAGGUGAUUCAGACCCAUUAUACAAGAAGCUUCGAUCAGUUGGCCGACGUAUUCACCAAACCUUUGGCUUCUCAUCAAUUUCAAAGGCUUCUGUCCAAGCUUGGAUCCAUCAACCUUUUGGAUCCAGCUUGA